This is a messenger RNA of Cooperia oncophora, 588 nucleotides long. NCBI's taxonomy places the organism in Eukaryota, Metazoa, Nematoda, Chromadorea, Rhabditida, Trichostrongylidae. The record is from the annotation of a GenBank genome assembly.
AUGUCGAAGUCCCCAUUCAUGCCGGCCACGGAGCGUAAAAAGCGAGAUGAAGUCUCUUUGCGCAGAAUCCGGGAAGAGGAUCCCUCGACACCCGCUUGUGGUCUCCGAUUGCAUCGACUACCCAAAACCCACUGGCUAUACAACGACAAAGCUAUUGAACUAGCUGGUCAAGGAUAUUGUAUGCUCCUUAUUUUGCUCGAAAUAUUUCCUAUGAAUGUUGGAGACGACGUGGAAGUUAAGUUACAUUUUCGAGUACGCAUUAAAGGACUGCUAUCGGAUUCAAUUUCCUUAUGUUUCAAAGCAAAUAGGAGAAUGGGAAUCGCAACCAAUCGUUAUCGAUUUGUGGUUAUGGCGGUAGGAUUGAUGUGUUUAACGAGUAUCUGUUCGAAUUACAUUAUUAUUAAUUUUACAUUCAUUUGCAUGAGGGAGGAUAUGUCAGAAGUCGUGGAGACUGGCAAUGGAACAUUUCGCAGCGCCUAUGACUACACGCAAUCGGAAAAGAGUGCAAUAAUUUGGGCUGUAGCAGCUGGUACUAUUGUGGGCACUUUUCCAGUUAAUUACCUCUAUAUCAAACAUGGAGCACGGUGA